Molecule: messenger RNA, 871 nt
Organism: Maniola jurtina (meadow brown)
Lineage: Eukaryota; Metazoa; Arthropoda; Insecta; Lepidoptera; Nymphalidae
Gene: GSTe3
Product: glutathione S-transferase 1-like
Exons: 6
Coding region: 161-820 (219 amino acids)
Biological process (GO): glutathione metabolic process
Molecular function (GO): glutathione transferase activity
Source: RefSeq, a predicted model, not a curated record
AGCUAUGUUGACUGUGUGUUCAUUUGUGUUGUCAGUUAAUAUCAACGCUCCAUCAAGAGCACACGUCCAAAUUAAAUAAAUAUUAUAUUAUAGAUUACGCUGUUACCAGUUUGUUUAAAAGUUUUGCUUUUUGAUACAUUCCGUCAUCUUCUUUUUCAAUAUGCCGCUAAAAUUAUAUAAAAUGGACGUGAGUCCGCCCGCUUGCGCCGCCAUGAUGAUUUGCGAAAUCCAUAAUGUACCCGUUGAGAUGAUUGAAUUGAAUCUUAUGGAAAAGGAACACUUGACGCCUGAGUAUAUAAAGAAAAACCCAUUGCAUACUGUUCCUAUGCUAGAAGAUGGUGAUUUGUAUAUACAUGAUAGCCACGCCAUUCUAACAUACGUAACGGAUAAGUAUGGCAAAGAUGACUCCCUAUAUCCCAAAGAUUUAAAGAAAAGAGCACUGGUAGACCAAAAGAUGUAUUUUGAUGUGUGGUUUUUCUUGCGUGUGAGGAAUGUAACGUAUCCGGCAAUCUUUGAGGGGGUUAGUCAGCCACCGGAGAAGGUAUUGAAUGCAGUACGCGAAGCCUACGACAACAUUGAAACAUUCCUCACCCACACUAAGUUUAUUGCGGCCGACCACAUGACUGUUGCCGAUGUAGCUGUAGCCUCUACAGCCUCGACCUCACGUUACGUCAUCCCAAUUGAUGACAAGAAGUACCCUAAAAUGCAUGCGUGGUUCUCGUAUAUGGAAAAGCAGCCUUUCUUCCAAAAACGAACUGCAGCAGGCUCAGCGAAACUUAAGGAAAUCCUACAGCAGCAUUUAGGCUGUAAAUUAGUUUAGAUGUGAUUCUUAAUUAAAACAUAUUAACACAUAAAUAAAUUAUGAAUUUUA